AUGCAUCGCCUGCGUCCAUCCCCACGCACUCUCUGCACGACCGUGGCGCAUCUCGAGCCCAUGCGCUACGCGCUCGCGCAGGCGCGCCGCGCGUAUAGUCUGGGCGAAGUUCCGGUCGGCGCCGUCCUGGUCUGCAGUUCUGGGGCCGUCCUUUCCGCGGCACACAACCUCGUCGAGUCGCUGCACGACCCCACUGCGCAUGCCGAGAUCCUCUGCGUGCGCCGCGCCGCCGCCGCCGCUGGCAACUGGCGGCUGCACGACACCACUCUGUACUCGACUCUAGAGCCGUGCCCUAUGUGUCUCAGCGCACUCGCUCUCGCCAGAGUCGGCGCCAUCGUUUACGCCGCUAAAGACUUGAGGCUUGGCGCGUGCGGCACGUGGCUACCCUUGCAUGAGGAGAAACAUCCGUUUCACACGUUUCGAGAUGUACGCGGCGGCGUGUUGGAGGACGAGGCCGCAGAGCUCAUGAGACACUUCUUUAGGGAGCGCAGAGCAGAGGGGAAAGCCGCGAGGGGCGACUUGUGCAGGUCGGCGCACCUCGGCUGUAACGGCACGUGA
Molecule: messenger RNA, 558 nt
Organism: Chondrus crispus (carragheen)
Lineage: Eukaryota; Rhodophyta; Florideophyceae; Gigartinales; Gigartinaceae
Exons: 1
Coding region: 1-558 (185 amino acids)
Biological process (GO): tRNA wobble adenosine to inosine editing
Cellular component (GO): chloroplast
Molecular function (GO): tRNA-specific adenosine deaminase activity
Source: RefSeq, a predicted model, not a curated record